UUUCUUGUAGUCGUUUUAAGAUGGCGCGCACAAAGCAGACAGCUCGCAAGUCUACUGGUGGCAAGGCCCCGCGCAAGCAGCUGGCCACCAAGGCGGCUCGCAAGAGCGCUCCGGCCACCGGCGGCGUAAAGAAGCCCCACCGCUACCGGCCCGGAACCGUGGCCCUGCGCGAGAUCCGCCGCUACCAGAAAUCGACCGAGCUGCUGAUCCGCAAGCUGCCUUUCCAGCGCCUGGUGCGGGAGAUCGCGCAGGAUUUCAAGACCGACCUGCGCUUCCAGAGCUCGGCGGUGAUGGCGCUGCAGGAGGCCUGCGAGGCCUACCUGGUGGGCUUGUUCGAGGACACCAACCUGUGCGCCAUCCACGCCAAGAGAGUGACCAUCAUGCCCAAAGACAUCCAGCUCGCGCGCCGCAUUCGUGGGGAGAGAGCAGCUCGUGUACUUGGUGACAGCCUUGGUGCCCUCGGACACGGCGUGCUUGGCCAGCUCUCCGGGCAGCAGCAGGCGCACGGCCGUCUGGAUCUCCCUGGAGGUGAUGGUCGAGCGCUUGUUAUAAUGCGCCAGGCGAGACGCCUCCCCCGCGAUGCGCUCGAAGAUGUCGUUGACAAAAGAGUUCAUGAUACCCAUGGCCUUAGAAGAGAUGCCGGUGUCGGGGUGGACCUGCUUCAGCACCUUAUACACGUACACGGAGUAGCUCUCCUUGCGGCUGCGCUUCCGCUUCUUGCCGUCCUUUUUUUGGGUCUUGGUCACCGCCUUCUUGGAGCCCUUUUUCGGGGCAGGAGCGGACUUCACGGGCUCCGGCAUGAUAAAGCGCUGAGGGAUCAUCUACUGAAGAAUUCCCUCAUGGCUCGUACGAAGCAGACAGCCCGCAAGUCCACUGGCGGCAAAGCGCCGCGCAAGCAGCUGGCCACCAAGGCAGCUCGCAAGAGCGCUCCGGCCACCGGCGGUGUAAAAAAGCCGCACCGCUACCGGCCCGGCACAGUGGCUCUACGUGAGAUCCGCCGUUACCAGAAAUCGACGGAGCUGCUGAUCCGGAAGCUGCCUUUCCAGCGUCUGGUGCGGGAGAUCGCGCAGGAUUUCAAGACCGACCUGCGCUUCCAGAGCUCGGCUGUGAUGGCGCUGCAGGAGGCCUGCGAGGCCUAUCUGGUGGGGCUCUUUGAGGACACGAAUCUCUGCGCCAUCCACGCCAAGCGCGUUACUAUAAUGCCCAAGGAUAUCCAGCUCGCGCGCCGCAUUCGUGGGGAGAGGGCGUAAGCUGCUUUCCUGGGGGCGUAACCGUUAAAUCCAAAGGCUCUUUUUAGAGCCACCCACGGUUUCAGUUUCAAGCGCUGUAUCACAAAGGAGCAAAUUGUUCUGAAGUAGAGAGUAAGGGCUGGCUAGUGGUUGGGAGUGUGGGUGAAGCCCGUACGCCUCGGCUGCCAAGCCUGAUUUAUUCCGGUCUUAACUUCCCGACCAUUUCCCACAACAGCGCGGGUGUGUCCUCCAUUCUAUCCCGGACAAAGUAAAAGCCCGGGUAAAAAAACUACACGAGUUUCUUACUGUAAAGUCCGGGAGAGAGAGGCACGAAGCCUCAUAUGUAGCAAAAUGCUAUUUAUUUUGGGCAUCUGAGUGCAGAUGGGUGGAGGCCAAAGAGCAUCCACAUUGAGGGAGUGGAAAGCCUUGGGUUUUUUUAUAGAGGGUUUCUUGGGGGGAGUGAAUACCUCGGCAAAAACAGCCGCUGCAAUAAAUUUGUUUUAAACAACCAAUUUCUGGGACCCUUGGGUCAGUCUCAUCCUGUAGCGAUACGGGAGGAGGGUAGUUCCGUCCUUAUCAGGGGAGAAGCAAUGCUGGCUGCAGCUGUUAGGUUUACAACUUCCGGGGACUCUACGGACUCCCGUGGCUAUUGCUUCACCAACCUCGGUUUUCCAUUAACCGUAUUGUGUCCCAUACAUACUUUUCGAGUUGCCAGCUGGAACAAACCUAACACUUGCAACAUUAUUUGUAAUCUCCCCAGGGUUGGGAAUAACCUAAUUGUCUUUAAACUAACAGGAUGGCAAAUGUUAAU
Molecule: messenger RNA, 2040 nt
Organism: Lemur catta (Ring-tailed lemur)
Lineage: Eukaryota; Metazoa; Chordata; Mammalia; Primates; Lemuridae
Exons: 3
Coding region: 21-1250 (409 amino acids)
Cellular component (GO): nucleosome
Molecular function (GO): structural constituent of chromatin; protein heterodimerization activity; DNA binding
Source: RefSeq, a predicted model, not a curated record